Molecule: messenger RNA, 1052 nt
Organism: Periophthalmus magnuspinnatus
Lineage: Eukaryota; Metazoa; Chordata; Actinopteri; Gobiiformes; Gobiidae
Gene: mrpl4
Product: mitochondrial ribosomal protein L4
Exons: 9
Coding region: 100-1005 (301 amino acids)
Biological process (GO): translation
Cellular component (GO): ribosome
Molecular function (GO): structural constituent of ribosome
Source: RefSeq, a predicted model, not a curated record
CGCCGAUGGACCACAAGCGCCUCGACCUUACACGCUUCAAACACUGAAGGAUAUCAUAUUGUAUAACUUUAACAUGAUCUAACUUCGAAAUACACAGACAUGCUCCGCUUUACGGUUGUGUUUUGUGCCCGUGGAGUCACUAAAAGGUGUGUCUCUUCGCUUGCUGGAGAAAGCGCUGUUCCUCCAAAUCUCCUGCUGCCCACAAACCUAGUGGACCCCUCCAGACACAGACGUCCAGCCCCUCCCCCUGACACUGCCCUCCCCAUCCUGAGGUCAUGUGACACAUCUUUGCCUGCUCACCUGAGUCCAGUUCGAACCUGGGUCCAGACCUUAAUGAACCCCAGUGAUGAACCGCUGGGACUGACUGAGCUGCAUCCAGAUGUUUUCGCUGUCCCUCCCAGAUUGGACAUUCUUCAUCAAGUUGAAAUAUGGCAGAAGAAUUUUAAAAGAAUUAGUCAUGCCAAAACAAAGGUGAGGUCAGAGGUCAGAGGAGGAGGCCGGAAACCAUGGCGACAGAAAGGAAGUGGACGGGCGAGACAUGGCAGCAUCAGAUCCCCCCUCUGGAGGGGAGGUGGCGUGUCACAUGGACCACGGGGCCCCACCAGUUACUAUUACAUGCUGCCGAUGAAAGUUCGAGUAAUGGGGCUAAAAGUGGCCCUCAGCUCCAAACUGGCACAGGAUUACCUUCACAUCGUGGACUCCCUCGACAUCCCGACUCCAGACCCUCAGUAUCUCACAGAGCUCAUCAAGCAGAAGCAUUGGGGACAGUCUGUGCUCAUUGUUGACGUUGGUGAGGAGUUUCCUGAAAAUAUACUUAAAGCCACAGAAGAAUUGAAGACUGUUAACAUCAUUCCAGCCAUGGGUCUGAAUGUCCACAGUAUGUUGAAACACGAAUCUCUUAUUUUGACUUUGGAAACUGUUCGAUUUUUGGAAGAGAAGUUACUUUGGCACGACGUUCGUUUUUCUCCUCUAUAUCCAUUCAAACUACCAUACUCUGAUAUAUAAAACAAACUUUAUUAUGUUUACUAAAAACUGUAAUAAAUUAUGUAAAA